Molecule: messenger RNA, 351 nt
Organism: Miscanthus lutarioriparius
Lineage: Eukaryota; Viridiplantae; Streptophyta; Magnoliopsida; Poales; Poaceae
Source: the annotation of a GenBank genome assembly
AUGUCAGAUUCAAAGGGCGGCGCCGGCGGGAUGGGCAUGAACAUGGUGACCACGGUGAUGGCCUUCUCGGUCAGCGCCUUCUUCGUGCUCUUCGUCUUCACCAGGCUGCUCUGCGCGCGCCUCCACCUAUCCAGGGCCAGAGCGGCCGCGGCCGGCGACGCCGUCGUCGUCCAGGGCUACAACGUGGAGCGCGGCAUCCACGGCCUGGAGCCGUCCGUCGUGACGACCUUCCCCACCGUCAAGCUCGGCGACGGCGGUGGCCAGCAACCGCCGCCGGUGCAGGAGGAGUCGCAGUUAAGAUAUCCAAGCCUUUUUCUCUUGCUCUUCCUUGAUGCUCGUCUUGGUACCUGA